Molecule: messenger RNA, 255 nt
Organism: Candida dubliniensis CD36
Lineage: Eukaryota; Fungi; Ascomycota; Pichiomycetes; Serinales; Debaryomycetaceae
Exons: 1
Coding region: 1-255 (84 amino acids)
Cellular component (GO): mitochondrial intermembrane space
Source: RefSeq, a predicted model, not a curated record
AUGUCUGAAGUGAACGAAACAUGCAAACCCCAGGCAUGUGCUAUUCAGAAUUGUUUACAGAAAAAUGGGUAUAAUGAAUCCAAGUGCACUAAGUAUAUUGAUGAUUUAUAUAAAUGCUGCAAAGAAUUCUAUGAGUGUGAAGGUCCCGAAGCAACAAGUGUAUGUUGUCCCAAAUUUAAAUUGCUCCAGUUGAAAUUGAAACAGAGGUCAUUAGGUGAAAUUGAUGCAAAGGUUUUAGAGACAAAACGAGGAUAA